GCUUCAAUUGAUCGCUUGGUCAUGGAUUCGAGGCAGAGACGCUCCUUGGAUCCCUCGGGGCGCCUGAACAGUACGCACACCAGCAUUUACCUGAACGGCAGGAUACGGGAUACUGACAGGACAAAAGGCAAGCAGAUGGCCUCUGAGCAGUCUCAGAACGUGCGGCCGAGUUCUCGCCUUCAUACGCUGAACGAUGGCGUCCAUAUACCUCCUGAAUACAGGCACAUACCCGGACAGGUCAAAGACUCUGAUGGAGCGCAGAGGAGCUCGAGUGCAGCCGCAUCUCCCUUUGUGAACCCGACCUCGACUCUCCUCCAGAACCUCAUCAACGAACAACGCGCCUCUCGUGGCCCUCGAGCCAGCUCGGCUUGCGAACAGCAUCAUGUCGAGAGCAGUCUCCAGGCCUCUAACAAUGCUGGAACUACAGACCAACAAGAGGACUCGUCCUCUGAGAAGCAGCGCAAGAUUAACCAUGCCCUGUCAGCUGGCCUCAAACAGCCCCGAGAGAUGGGAUUUAGGGAGAUGGAUCAGUAUGUAUCAAAAUUGAACAAGCUGAACUUCGACCUAAAGCUUGAGGUUUUCCACCGUGCGCAGCAAGUAUCUGCACUAGAGAAGAAGCUGGAAAAGAUGGAUGAGCUCGAAGAACAGGUCCAGCAUAUGGAACUCAUGGACCAGGAACUACAGGAACUUCGCGCCACGGAAGAGGAUAACCAGCGUCUCAGGGAGUCAAACGAGGAACUCAGGUCAGAACUCGACAAGCGAGACCAGGCCGUCAACGAAGCUGUCGAGCUCAUUUGCCAGCUGGAAGCGAAGUUGGAAGCCCUCGAGGCCCAGAGGGAAGAGGAACGUCCUCAGACCGCCAGGCCCUACUCCGGUGACAGUACAGCUGCCGUAUUUACUUCCAGCUCGCCCCGGGCACUCACACCCAAGAACAAGAUCAUCCUAGAUGUGCCUGAGCGCACAUCUUCCCGCAGGGAUAAACGACCGUCGAUGUCUCGUAGCUACUCCAACCAAAUGGAAGCUCAUAUUCAAACUCCUACGCCUCCUCCAGGCGCUACUAGGCGUCCUCAGCGUCAGCCGUCCUUUCUUAAAGGAGAGGAUAACAAUACCAGCGCAUUGAGGAACGUAUAUAUGACGGAUGCAGACAAGUCUCGAACAACAUUCAAUGCCUUUUCUGUAAGGGGAACAGAUGACGGAACGCAUGAGAUGGAGUCUCCCAGGUUGAGCGCAUUGAGUGAAUGCAGCUAUCUAGAUCCACCACAAAGCCCUUCAGAUGCCUAUGGACCAGGCCGUUCAAAAUUAAAAGUCAAUACUGACCUUUCUUGCGCAAAGAUCCCUAUAGAUGAGCCUCUAUCUCCUCUAGAGCGCUCUCACAGCACAUCUAAGCACCCACCAGGCAUCACACGUAUCGAACAGUGGAUGCAGCCUGAUAGGAUGGAAUCGAUGAGAUCAUCCAAGUCCAAGGAAACCCGCCAGCCAGAUGCCAUUCUAAGAACACCAACAAACAACCAAUUUGCUUUGCCUGGGGCUAAGCAAUCUUCGAAGGGAUAUAACUUUGAUCCUCCGUCUUUGGUCAUUCCCCAAUACAAUGUUGCCAGACUCCCUCCUACGCCAGAUACAAUGAGCACAACCUACGCUGAAAUGCGCAACAAAUCCAACUCGAGCAUCAUUGCCGAGCGAAGUAGAUAUGAUCGUUCCAACACUAUUGGGCGCACACUCUCGAUUGACCGCACGCUUGGGCGCCGUCGAUCUGCAAAUGACGUCGCUACCACCAGGCCUAGUACAGCAGAAACGGUGUUGUCCGAUGGGCUAGAGACAUGGAGCGAUUCUACUCAACCAGCCUUCAUCACAGAUGAAGAGUAUCAGAUGGCAAGCAUGUUCCCUUCCUUUGCGUAUACACAUCGUCCAUCUACCCGAACCUUUGACCCUGCCGCCCACGCCGGAGCCGUCAAUGAGUUAGGUGUAAUUAUACCCAAGAACAGGGGCCGUCACAGUCAUGAAAAGACUUCCCAGGAACAAAUUCGGAAGGUGUCCAAUGCCCCAUCCCUUACUCCGGAGGAUUGGCUGGAGGCUGCACUGCCUGCGUCUUCCUCUAAUGAAGAUAAAGACAUCAAGUCAUCUCAGCAUAAGCCUUCAGAGCCAAUGGAGCACCGCACAGCAUAUACACAGCAAACACCUCCUUCGGGCAACGGUUUCCGCAACCGAGGUGCCCGUGUUCUUUCUGAACUUCAACCCCGUCGGCGUAUCAACCUGCGUCCUCCAUUCUUCAACAAAAUCCCUACGUAUUCUCCUGCGCCCCGAAGCAACUCCAUAGCAGGCCUUAGUUUAUCCACCGGACAUUCACCAGCAUCGGUCUCUAAGAAUCUGCAAAACGAUCAUCACCCAGCCCCGUCACCGAGUAAUAAUGUAGGAGGCACAACGCGAAGACCAAAGACUUCAGAAACAAAUGAUCAUAAACGACGCAGUUCUCAUGGGUUCUUUGGCUGGAUGAAAGGUUCCGGCACCGUCAAGGAUGCUGAUCCGUCUCUAACUCCGCCCGCCACUGCAACUUCUGUUCUAUCAGCGUACGCUCACCCUGAGCUAGAUCAGCAGAAGUCCCCUUCAUAUACCCAGAUGCAGAGAACGCCUAUUCGAGGAAGUGCUCGGCCUGGGUCGGCACUCGCAUUCACAAAUGAAUUCUCAAGCUCCCCUACCGAAAUGGACCCGCUCUCUGCUUCAAUGCAUGCAGAUGAACCAUCAGAUAGACGCUCACGCUUCUCCGUCCGCCGACCACGCAGGUGA
Molecule: messenger RNA, 2781 nt
Organism: Nannizzia gypsea CBS 118893
Lineage: Eukaryota; Fungi; Ascomycota; Eurotiomycetes; Onygenales; Arthrodermataceae
Exons: 4
Coding region: 22-2781 (919 amino acids)
Source: RefSeq, a predicted model, not a curated record